Molecule: messenger RNA, 1899 nt
Organism: Trypanosoma grayi
Lineage: Eukaryota; Euglenozoa; Kinetoplastea; Trypanosomatida; Trypanosomatidae
Product: 200 kDa antigen p200
Exons: 1
Coding region: 1-1899 (632 amino acids)
Source: RefSeq, a predicted model, not a curated record
AUGGCAUACGCGGCGCAAAACGAAGUCGCAACUUCAACUUCGUUGCGUAGCAGCAGCCAGUGCAGAGAAAAUACGACCCUGGCAGAAGCAGCAGUAGUGGCAAUGCACCACCCUUUAGGCUCCUGGGAGCGUCACCUGAUGGAAGAGAGGCUCCGUGCGGUCAAGCGGCACGAGCGGGAGCGCCUCAUGCGGGAGGAAUUGGAGAAAGAGUGCACCUUCCAACCACACGUGGGCACGUCACGCAGCAGUGCCUGCCAGGCGCAAGCCUCCCUUGUUCCCCGAGAGCAACAGCAGCAGUUUGUACCGGUAUUUGAGCGUCUCGCACAGCACGCCAAGGAGCGCGAGGCCCGUCUAGCGGUUCUAGCGGAGAAGAAGAAGCAACGCGAAGAGGAGGCUUUACGACACGCCUUCCACCCACACGUAAAUGCCGCCGCAGAGAACCGUGAACCGCUUCCCGUGUAUGCUGCUAACAUUCCUGUAGAGGAGAGACUUCUGCACUACGGCAGAUCCGUCGAGCAGGGUCGCCGCCAGCUACAGGAGGAGCGGCAACGAAAAGAACUUGAAGAAAUACGUCAGCAGACGGUACUGCGGUCUGCACGCAGAAGUGGUGCGUCAAAGGAGAACCCCCCUGAGGAUGAUAUUGUGGAUCGGUCGAAGCGGUUCCUUAUAGAGCGCGAGUUAGGGCGCGCACAGGCUCAACAGGCACUAAUGGAGGAGCACCCCUUCCGCCCAAAGGUGUGUACUACGUCCAACGCCAUUGACCGCGGCCGCAAGGCGCAACACAACACGCGUGACCGCGGUGUAGCGCUCUACGAAGAGGGCAUGCGCCGACAACAGCAACGACAGACGGAGAUGGCACGACGGCACGGUGAGGAGAGGAAGGGCCUCCACAAGCCAGCCACCAACCCACUCACCGAUGACUGGAUCCAUCACGGACAGCAUAGUGCACUCUUUCGGCAGAAUUUCGUGCGGCGGCAGGAGGUCUACCAGCGCGUGCGGGAGGAGCACCAGCGCAAACUUGCCUCCGCACUUGAGCAGAGCGAGCAGGUGGCAGUGCCGCGGGUUGACCAAGCGAUGAUAGAGCGACAGGUGGAGCGACUCUAUCUUGGCGCGCAGGAGAUUCGCAAAGAAGCAAAAAAGCGAAUGGAAGAUCAUAUCAGGGCGCGCGAGUGUCCUUUUCGACCGGAGCUGGCGCCGGGAACUGAGUACGUGAUUGCGCACGCCAACCGUGAGCAGGAUGUGGUAAAGCGUCUCGCAUCUACCCCUCGUAGCCGCCGCGCUCUUCAUCACUCUCUCUACGAGGAGGAGUUCGAGGAAAACGGAGACAAGGAAGAAGAAAAUAGACUUCGGAAUGUGAAGGUGGUGCACCCCGAGGAGGCGAAAGAGUUCUACCAGCGACAGAAGCGUGCGUUGGAGGAGCGCGAGGUGCAGCUGCGGGAGAAGAAGCAGCGGCAGGCAAUGGAGGAGCUCUGCGCCUGCACCUUCCGCCCGCGCACGAGCACUGACGAGUACCUGCAGCGGCGCCAGAAGGAGGCGUCCUCCGCAGGGCAGCAGCAGCAGCAGCAGCAUGUGGAGGUGCGUGUGUCAGGAGUUUCGGCAUACCUGCAGCGGCAAGCCGAAGCGAAACGGCGGUUGAAAGAGCAAGAGGAAAGGUACCAAAAGUUGGGGCAGGGACUGCCGUGUAACGGUCCUAGUGGUACAGUCAUUACGCCAUUUAAUCUGUCCAGUGGGCGUGGGUCGCGUCCUUCCUCGUUGGGUCCCAGGUUCUCCGCGCCUAAUACGGGUGGCGUAGCGCAGCGUGACUGCGGCGGCCACGUGGAUCCUUACAGCAGCAACGGUAUUCUCUGCUCGCGCCGGGGUCAGAAGGAGGAGCCCCCUGCCAAGUGCCGUGUGCGGUGA